GUACCGGCCCAAUGAUACGCGCAUCUCGAUCAGGUCUGGGGCUGUUCCGUCUCCAGCACCUGAAGCGUCCAAUUACACUGUUCGUCCGUUACAGCGCCAACACGUAGCAUUAGGGACAAGACUAGGUCAACGGAAGCUGGUAGAUCAGCACCCUGCAUAUUGCCGUCCGCUUAAAUCUCCUGGCCAUUAGUCGAUGUUCUUCCGGAGGUAGUAACGUUCAGGCAGCGGUGAGUAGGCCAAAGGCGUUCGUUCAGACACACUACACGAGUUUACUUCACAAUAUCAAUCCUGAGCGGAGACAUUUCCCCUCAGCCGUUUUACUAUGGCGGCUGAGCUUCCGCAAGAGACAGGUAAUCUUUUUGUCCUUCCUCGCCCAGAUGACGUCGAGACUGCCCGAUCGAAGCUCCUGUCCAAUCUUCCGUCGGCUGGCUUGGGUACAGGGACUGCCAACAGGCAUCUUCGCGACGAUGUUGUUCCAGGACUCAAUAAACCCUCACAGUCGUCUACCUUUUACGGCUUUGUGACUGGUGGCGUAACACCGACGGCAGCCUUCGCUGAUAAUGUCGUGACCGAGAUGGAUCAGAAUGUUCAGGUGCAUCUGCCCAAAGAGACCAUCUGCACCGUCGUCGAAGACCGCGCAACGUCCAUGCUCUGCGAGCUACUGGACUUCCAUCCGGCAGAUUGGCCUCACCGAACAUUCACCACCGGAGCCACUGCCAGUAACGUUGUAGGGCUGGCUUUGGGUCGACAGUUCGUGAUACACGAAGCGCAGCAGCGAGCCCAGAUCGAGCAUCUUUCAACUGUCGCCGAUGCUGGACUGUUCAGUGCAAUGAAGGCUGCAAGUCUUAAGUCCAUUCAGAUCCUGACCACCGUGCCGCAUUCGUCGCUUCGAAAAGCAGCUUCAAUCGUGGGUCUCGGGAGGAGUAGCGUCGUUGAUAUCAGUCGAAAGGACAAGCUACAUCAAUUCGACCUCUCGGCGCUUGCCUGGCAUUUGAAGCAGGAUUGUACAGCAUCAAUCGUGGUUAUCUCCUGCGCAGAGGUUAAUACGGGAUUGUUUGCCACUCAUGGAGACGAUAUGCGUAAAAUUCGUGAGCUGUGCGAUCAGUAUGGGGCUUGGUUGCAUGUCGACGCCGCGUUCGGUCUACUAGCCAGGGUUUUGCCAGAGAGCGAAGAGUUUAGAGAAGUGAAGGAUGGCGUGGCAGGACUAGAACUUGCUGACUCCAUAGCUGGCGAUGCGCACAAAUUGCUCAAUGUGCCGUAUGACUGUGGCAUUAUGCUCUCGAAGCGCCUUGACCUCGCAAUCGAGGUAUUUCAGAACCCCAACGCGGCAUACCUCAAUACUGCCUCGUCAGAAACGACGGCGUCUACGGAUCGUGCCAUUCCAUCACCGCUGAACAUUGGAAUUGAGAAUUCGCGACGUUUCCGAGCCCUACCCGUAUACGCCACACUCGCCGCGUACGGUAGACAAGGACACAGGGAUAUGAUGGAACGGCAGAUACGCCUCGCGAGAGCAAUCGCGGCGGCGAUCGUGGCCAGGCCCAAAUACUUCGAGCUGCUCCCGAUGGGCGAGGACAGCGAGAUAUGCCGCAGGCUGCAAAACAUCUACAUCAUCGUGCUGUUUCGGGCGAAAGGUGACAAGCUCAGCACAGAGCUCGUGAAACGCAUCAACUCCUCCCGAAGGAUCUACAUCAGCGGAACAACGUGGCAAGGGAAGCCAGCGGCAAGAUUUGCUGUGGCGAGUUGGCGGGUUGACGUCGAACGAGACUUGUCGCUCGUGAUCCAGGUGCUUGACGAAGUUGCAGCAUCGAGCACUGACUGACAGGCAUGCGAAGGACGAAUAAUGCUCGCCACAAAAGUUCGUAAGAUAGAAGGCGAGUCAUGAGCCCAUGUCGUCGC
Messenger RNA from Baudoinia panamericana UAMH 10762, 1896 nucleotides. RefSeq lists its product as uncharacterized. Gene Ontology annotation, molecular function: pyridoxal phosphate binding; carbon-carbon lyase activity. NCBI's taxonomy places the organism in Eukaryota, Fungi, Ascomycota, Dothideomycetes, Mycosphaerellales, Teratosphaeriaceae. The record is from RefSeq and is a predicted model, not a curated record. The transcript is spliced from 2 exons. Gene Ontology annotation, biological process: carboxylic acid metabolic process. The coding region runs from base 323 to 1819 and encodes 498 amino acids.